AUGUUUGAUGAUGAAACUAAUCAACUAAUGGAAGAUUUAGGAUUGACAGGUAGUAAUGAGACUUAUGACUUUGACGUCACUCAUACUUUUCAAAUUCCAAAUUUUUUAGAUUCAAAUGGUCCAUUUGAAAGCAUUACAUUACCAGUAGGUCCAUUUAAUUUCAAAGCCACUGCUACUAAGAAUACUGGAAGUGUUCCAUUUCUUGAUUUUAAGAUCAAUUUAAUCAAUCCUCCCGAAUCUCCACUUAAAAUUACAAUUUCAAUUACAAUAAACAACAAAGAGAAGUCAGAAGAAACAGUUUUAGUUAAAUCUAACUCAACAUUAUCAAAGAAUUUCGCAGUAAUGUACUUUUCAAAUUUCAUCUCAUUAAGAGCACUGAAAGAAACACCAGGAUUUAUUACAGAUGGAACACUUAUCGCUAACAUUAAGUUUUCUUCUUCAAAUACCGAAUCAAAUAUUUGGGGAACAGCAACUUCACGAGAAUCAACAGGAUACGUUGGUCUAGAGAACCAAGGAGCAACAUGUUACAUGAAUAGCAUGUUACAAAUGCUUUAUCACUUACCUGCUUUCAGACAAAUUGUUUAUGACCUUCCAACAGCAGAAAUUGAAGAUCCAGAGAGGUCCAUUCCACUUCAACUUCAAAUGCUCUUCUAUAAUCUCGAGUUUUCGUCGCAAGCUGUCUCUACAAAAGACUUAACAAAAUCAUUUGGCUGGAAACCGCAAGAUAUCAUGGUCCAACACGACGUACAAGAGUUCAACAGGAUACUCAUGAGCACUCUCGAAGAAAAACUCAAAGGAACUGAGUCCGAAAAGAAAAUUUCUUCUUUGUUCACAGGAAAGAACCAAAAUGCCAUUCGCUGUGUGAAUAUCGACUACGAGUCAUUCACAGAGACACCAUUUACAGACCUCCAACUCCACGUGCAAGGCAAUAGAACACUUGAUGAAGCAUUUGAAGGAUAUUUGGCUGUAGACAGACUGGAAGGAUCAAACCAAUACAAUGUUCCUGGCCACGGAAAACAAGAUGCCGACAUUUGCAUGGAAAUUACUGAACUUCCGACAGUUCUUCAACUUCAUUUGAACAGAUUCACUUACGAUUUCGACAGAGACCAGAUUGUUAAGAUAAACGACUGGUUCGAAUACCCAGAAUCAAUCGAUUUAUCAAAAUACGUAACUAAAAAACAAGAAAACAAGAAAAGUGACAAAGAAGCAAAAAGUGACGAAUAUAUCUCAAAAAGUGACAAAGAGGAAGUAAAAAGUGACAGUCAAAUAUAUGAUUUAGUAGGAGUUUUAGUACAUAGUGGAACUAAUUACUCCGGGCAUUAUUAUGCGUAUAUUAAACCAGAAAUUGAUGGUGAUUGGUAUGAAUUCAAUGAUUCUGUUGUAAGAAAAGCGAAAAAAGACGAAGUUUUCAAGGCGAAUUUCGGACAAAAUGAUGAAGAUGACGAAGAAGACGAACCAAAACAGAAAGUCUUGCCGAAACAGAGAUUUUCGAAGAGGAAUUUCAGAACGAAAAACAUGUUUGACAAAAACAGGAACAAAAGGAAACCAGUGAAGAGAAGGAGAACAGUUGAUCACUCAGCUUAUUUGUUGAUUUAUGUCAACAGAGACAAACAAAAGGAUGUUUACUUAAACGAAAGAAAAGUUCCUCACCAUUUAGAAGUUAUCUUCGAAAAACUCAAAAAAGAAAAAGAACUAAAACAGAAACAACUUCUUCAACAAAUUUAUGAAACAGAUGUCCAAAUUUUGACAGAUUCUGACAUUUCUGACAACGAAACAAAAUAUUUUUCUGUCAAAGAUGUCAAAAACAAAAUCCAUGUAAAUUUACAACAACCGUCAGAAAAACUUUACGAAACCGUCAAAGAAGUUUACAAACUUGACAGUUUCACUCUUUGGCAAUGUGGUGCCUACGGAAAUCCGACGAGAAUCAUCGAGAAAUCUUCAGAAGGAGCAGUCGGAAAAUUCAUGUCAGGAACAUCAACGAUUUACAUCCAAAAAACAGAAGUUUCUGACAUUUCUGACCACAUUUUGACAUUUGUGAAGUCAUUUGACGGUUUGACAGUUAAUUUCGAAGGAUCACAAAUCAUCGAAAAAACGAAAACAGUCAACGAUUUGUUUACAAAACCAUUUUCAAAAGCAUUUAUUGAAGAAUACGGAGGACACGCAGUAGAAAUCUCUCCAGAAACUGUUUUGACUGCCAACAUCAUUCAUCAAGGAAUGAUUUUCGUUUUCCAAAACACAAAAGAAACACAAACAUCAGAAUUAUCAAAGAUUUGUGGUUUAUUUGAUCUCUCUAAUUAUCAAAAUUAUUUGGAAAUGAAAUUUAAUUCAUUUGAAUUAAAAGUGAAGUCAAAAAGUGACAGCGAAAUAAAAUCCAUCCAAGUUCCAAUGAAUAUGAGUAUUCCUGACAUGAAACAGGUUAUUAGCCAUAAGUUUAAUUUAGAUUACGACAAAGAAAAAGACACACUUUUGAUUUUUGAAAAAGAAGAAAUUCCAUUGAAGCUGAAAAGGAAGACAAACAUUGAGUUUUUGAAGAAUUCCAAUGGAAUUGAGUUCGAGUUGAUCAAAGAUAUCAAUGAAAACGAAGAGAUUCUUUAUCAAAGAAUCGAAAUUUCUCAAAAUUCAUUCGAAAUUUCACAAAAAUUUGUUAAAAUUUUGAAGAUUAACACAGCAAUUCAUUCUAUCUACGAAAUGUUGAAGAAAGAAAACGUUUUAGAUCAUGAAAUGAAUGAAUACAGGUAUUUCACAGUUUGGGGCACAUCAAUUUGGGAGUUGUUGAAAGAGAACAACACACUGAAUGAUGAUUCAUUAGUUUUGAGAAUUGAUUUAGUUCCUGAAGAUCAAAAACAACUUUUAGAAGAAGAAUUUUUAGUUCCUUUGUCUCAUCCUGACUGUGAAGAGUUUCGUCCAACACUGUUUAAAGUUAAAGAAGGAGGAACAGCUAAGGAAAUGAAAGAAAAACUUAAAUCAAUCUACAAAGUUGAUGAUGUUUCAAAAUGGCAUUUAGAUGCUGUAACAACAUUAGCUGGUAAAUCUAAAAACGUGACACUUAAAAAUGAUGACACUUUAGAUGCUUAUUUGAAGACUAAAUCUCUUGAAUUACAUGUCUAUCACUCUCUUGAAAAACAGACCAAUACAAGGAAUCACGUCGCCCUCAAAAUUUUAUAA
Messenger RNA from Trichomonas vaginalis G3, 3165 nucleotides. RefSeq names its product ubiquitinyl hydrolase protein. Lineage: Eukaryota; Parabasalia; Trichomonadida; Trichomonadidae. The record is from RefSeq and is a predicted model, not a curated record. Gene Ontology annotation, cellular component: cytosol; nucleus. Gene Ontology annotation, biological process: protein deubiquitination; regulation of protein stability. The transcript has a single exon. Bases 1 to 3165 code for a protein of 1054 amino acids. Gene Ontology annotation, molecular function: cysteine-type endopeptidase activity; protein binding; cysteine-type deubiquitinase activity.